Messenger RNA from Acomys russatus (golden spiny mouse), 1962 nucleotides. RefSeq names its product cell division cycle 25A (gene Cdc25a). Gene Ontology annotation, cellular component: nucleus; cytoplasm. Bases 159 to 1742 code for a protein of 527 amino acids. Gene Ontology annotation, molecular function: protein tyrosine phosphatase activity. Gene Ontology annotation, biological process: G2/M transition of mitotic cell cycle; positive regulation of G2/MI transition of meiotic cell cycle; protein dephosphorylation. NCBI's taxonomy places the organism in Eukaryota, Metazoa, Chordata, Mammalia, Rodentia, Muridae. The transcript has 15 exons. The record is from RefSeq and is a predicted model, not a curated record.
GUGGCGGCCGCGUCUCUGACCCGCGGGGUCGUGUUUGUGUUUGACCCGCGGGCGCUGGCGGCGUGGCACGCGGCUGAAGCCGGUGCCAGCGGGGCGGGGCCCGGCGCAGCGGAGGCGGAGGAAGACGGAGCGGGAGUCCGGGCAGGCCCGGCGGCGCCAUGGAACUGGGCCCGGAGCCCCCCCACCGCCGCCGUCUGCUCUUCGCUUGCAGCCCCACUCCUCCUGCGCCGCAGCCCACGGGGAAGGUGCUGUUCGGCGCCUCGGCUCCUGACGGUCUGUCCCCUGUCACCAACCUGACGGUCACCAUGGACCACCUGGAAGGGCUGGGCAGCGAGUAUGGGAAACCAAUGGAGGCGAGAAGCAGCAGCAGUCUACAGAGAAUGGGCUCCUCAGAAUCGACUGACUCAGGUUUCUGUUUAGAUUCUCCUGGGCCCUUGGACAGAAAAGAAAACCUUGAAAUUUCCCUGAGGAGAAUAAAUUCCCUACCUAAGCUCUUGGGAUGUAGCCCAGCGCUGAAGAGGAGCCAUUCUGAUUCUCUAGACCAUGACAUCUUUCAGCUCAUCGACCAGGAUGAAAAUAAAGAAAAUGAAGCAUUUGAAUUUAAGAAGCCAAUAAGACCUGCAUCUCGUGGCUGCCUGAAUACACAUGUCCAUGAGGAGAGUAAAGAUCUCUUCACACACAGGCAGAACUCUGCCCCAGCUCGGAUGCUAUCUUCAAAUGAAAAUGAUAGCAGUGGAUCAGGACAUUUCAGUCCUCUCUUUACAGCCCAGUCACCUGUGAAAGCCACUUUGUCUGAUGAGGAUGAUGGCUUCAUAGACCUUCUGGAUGGAGAGAAUCUGAAGAAUGAUGAGGAGACUCCGUCAUGCAUGGCAAGCCUCUGGACUGCUCCCCUUGUCAUGAGAAGACCUACAAACCUUGGCAAUCAGUGCAGGCUGUUUGACUCCCCUUUGCAGUGCAGCUCCAGCAGCAGCUCCAGCACUCGGGCAGUGUUAAAGAGAGCAGACCGGUCUCAUGAGGAGUCUCCUUGGGGAAGCACAAAGCGGAGGAAGAGCAUGGGCAGUCCUGUGAAAACAGAUGCUGUAGAGCCAGCCCAGGAGCUUCUACACCAGUCUUUAUCCCUGGCAUCUUCCCCGAGAGGAACCAUUGAGAACAUUUUGGAUAGUGACCCAAGAGACCUUAUAGGGGAUUUCUCCAAGGGUUAUCUCUUUCAUACAGUCUCUGGGAAGCAUCAGGAUUUGAAAUAUAUUUCUCCAGAAAUUAUGGCAUCUGUUUUGAAUGGCAAGUUUUCCAAUCUCAUUAAGGAGUUUGUUAUCAUUGACUGCCGAUACCCCUAUGAAUAUGAAGGAGGUCACAUCAAGGGUGCUGUGAAUUUACACAUGGAAGAAGAGGUUGAAGACUUCUUACUCAAGAAACCUAUUGUACCUACUGAUGGCAAGCGGGUCAUUGUUGUAUUCCACUGUGAGUUUUCUUCUGAAAGAGGCCCUCGCAUGUGCCGAUAUGUGAGAGAAAGAGAUAGGCUUGGCAAUGAAUACCCAAAACUCCACUACCCUGAGCUGUAUGUCCUGAAAGGAGGAUACAAGGAGUUCUUCCUGAAGUGUCAGUCUUACUGUGAGCCUCCCAGCUACCGACCCAUGCACCAUGAAGACUUUAAAGAAGACCUGAAGAAGUUCCGCACCAAGAGCCGGACCUGGGCGGGGGAAAAGAGCAAAAGAGAGAUGUACAGUCGCCUGAAGAAACUCUGAAGCCAUGUGACAGCAGCCUGAGCUUCCCCUGCCUCUUCCCUUUUUCCUUCGCUGCAGAGCAGUAAGCAAAGGGGUCGGCUGUGCGGUGGUACGUGGAGAAAGAACUGCGGCUUCUGUGCCUUGAACCUGUCUCCUACACUCCCAGGUUGGAGCCCAGCGCAUGCUGUUAAAUUCUUCUGUCCUUAAGACUCCUUCCCUGUCAGGACUGUCUGCCAAGCUG